This is a messenger RNA of Cooperia oncophora, 504 nucleotides long. Lineage: Eukaryota; Metazoa; Nematoda; Chromadorea; Rhabditida; Trichostrongylidae. The record is from the annotation of a GenBank genome assembly.
AUGAACUUUAUGCACACUUACGAGAUUGGCGUCGCACGAGUCGAGGUCAAAACAGUAAAUGUGAAUUCAGAAGCAUUCAAGAAGAAUUUCCUUGGUGCACAGCCUCCUAUUAUGAUCGAAGAGGAGAAAGAGGCGACCUACACGGACAACCGUGAAAUUGAAGGACGAAUCUUUCACCUUGCUAAAGAAUUCCGUGUUCCUCUUUUCGAAAAGGAUCCUACCGUUGAAAAACGGAUAGAGAGUCUUUACAGGAACUUCAAACUGUUCCUACGAGCGAAAACUGAGUAUGACAAAGAAAGGCGUGACAUUUCAUCCGUUGAGUCAUUGCCGCCACAAAUCAAGACCCAUUAUAAUCGUGUUGUAGAGCAACUAGCUGGUAUUGAUCAGCUGCUGGCGGAACGACAAACUCGCUACCUCUUGGGUCCGUCAAUGACGGAAUACGAUUGUGAACUGAUGCCUAGACUACAUCACAUGCGUAUAAUUGGCCAGAGAAUGCUCAAGUAA